CAGUUAGCUUGUAACUGUUACUCUAGUAUAUAAGUACUAGUAUCCCAAAAAAAAAAAUAGUACAUCAAACACCACCUUUAAUGUUUCAUUUCUUGUUUGGUCUUACGAAUUGAAGUUUGCAACUGUCACAAAAGUCAUCAUUACUUUUAUCCCUAUAUGUUUUGCAUUCAUCGUCAUAUUUUGUUUUCUUAUAUACAAAGAGAUAUUUGGGCGGAUACUCCAAAUUUUAUUUGCAAGAAAACUCUAAGAGAAUAACUUGUUAUUUACUCCUUUUCUUGGAUCUCUAUGUAUGUCAGUUGUACUGGCUAUGAGUUGGCUUUCUAUUUUCCUAUAUAUUCACCAAAUGAUGAGUUAAAGACAGAAAUCAGCCUAAGCAAAGGCAAACUUUUUAAUAAGGAAAAGAAAAACUAGAUUUUCUUGUGUUUGAGAAGAUGAGUAGCAUUACUGCUAGCUGUUAUUCUAAUUUGAUAUUGAAGAAAAGAGAAUCAAGAAUCAAUGGGGUGUCUAAUUUACAAUACAAUGGGCUUAGAGCUAUUGAAACUAUUCAAAUGCCAACAAGCUCUGCUGCUUAUAAGCCAAAAGAUGUAAAACGUCGAAGAAUCAAAGCGAUGGCCUCUCCAGCUGUUUCAGCUCCCAAGAGAGAAACGGACCCGAAGAAAAGGAUUGUCAUUACCGGAAUGGGCCUGGUUUCAGUCUUUGGAAGUGAUAUCGACAAUUUCUACAACAAACUUCUCGAGGGACAGAGUGGUAUCAGUUUAAUAGACAGAUUUGAUGCCUCAAAUUACACGGUUAGGUUCGGAGGACAGAUUCGCGAUUUCUCUUCCAAAGGCUAUAUAGACGGGAAGAAUGAUCGUCGUUUAGAUGACUGCUGGAGAUACUGUCUUGUUGCUGGAAAGAGAGCUCUCAACGAUGCCAACCUUGACCAACAAGUUCUUGAAACUAUGGACAAAACGAGGAUCGGUGUCUUGGUGGGGUCGGGCAUGGGCGGUUUAAAAGUUUUCAGCGACGGGGUGGAAGCCUUGGUGCAAAGAGGAUACAAGAAAAUUAGUCCAUUUUUCAUUCCUUACUCAAUCACCAACAUGGGAUCAGCACUGUUGGCUAUAGACACCGGACUAAUGGGACCAAAUUACUCUAUUUCAACGGCUUGUGCAACUGCCAAUUACUGUUUUUACGCGGCUGCAAAUCACAUUAGAAGGGGCGAAGCGGAUAUUAUGGUAGCAGGUGGAACGGAAGCUGCUGUUACAGCUACUGGUGUUGGUGGAUUCAUUGCUUGUCGGGCCUUGUCUCAAAGAAAUGACGAACCAGAACAGGCCUCAAGGCCAUGGGACAAAAAUCGUGAUGGAUUUGUUAUUGGUGAAGGCUCUGGUAUCCUGGUCAUGGAAAGUUUGGAGCACGCCUUAAAAAGAGGCGCUCCUAUCAUAGCAGAAUACCUGGGAGGUGCAGUCACUUGUGAUGCUCAUCACAUGACCGAUCCUCGCGCAGAUGGUCUUGGAGUUUCGUCUUGCAUCGUUAAGAGUUUGGUAGAUGCGGGAGUUUCACCUGAAGAGGUGAACUAUAUAAAUGCCCAUGCAACAUCAACUCUUGCCGGAGAUUUAGCUGAGGUCAAUGCCAUCAAGAAGGUCUUCAAGGAUACCUCAGAAAUCAAAAUAAACGGGACAAAGUCGAUGAUCGGUCAUGGACUCGGAGCUGCUGGCGGAAUUGAAGCCAUUGCAACCAUCAAGGCAAUCACAACCGGAUGGCUUCAUCCAACCAUCAAUCAAUAUAACUUAGAACCACAAGUUACAAUAGACACUGUUCCAAAUGUGAAGAAACAACAUGAAGUGAACAUCGGUAUCUCCAACUCGUUUGGAUUCGGAGGACAUAAUUCAGUGGUUGUUUUUGCACCCUACACGCCUUGAACAAAGUUUUAACACAAACAAUUGGCUCAUUUGAGAGAACUCAUAAAUUUCUUGAAGAUACAACACUUAUAAUGUUGCCCCUUUUAUCAAAUUUUAUUCAAAAUGUAAGUUAUCAAUAAACUUCUCAACUAUAAUCAUUGAUGACUUUGUUAUGCAACAAGCUUUCCAAGAUUUGUUAGAAACUCAGCCAAUUAAAAUGUGAGACAUUUGGCACAUGAUUCUUCAAGCUCGAAAUGAAAGAAUCUAAGUAU
Messenger RNA from Lycium barbarum (goji berry), 2149 nucleotides. Its product is annotated as 3-oxoacyl-[acyl-carrier-protein] synthase I, chloroplastic-like. Gene Ontology annotation, biological process: fatty acid biosynthetic process. The transcript is spliced from 8 exons. The coding region runs from base 432 to 1898 and encodes 488 amino acids. NCBI's taxonomy places the organism in Eukaryota, Viridiplantae, Streptophyta, Magnoliopsida, Solanales, Solanaceae. Gene Ontology annotation, molecular function: 3-oxoacyl-[acyl-carrier-protein] synthase activity. The record is from RefSeq and is a predicted model, not a curated record.